CUCCCUCGCUCUCAGGGCUCGGUGGUCGCCGAGGAGGGAGGGACAGUAUUUGGUUAGUCUGGACGGCGGGAACAUACCGAACAGAAAGAUGCCGGCUGCUGUCGAGGACCGGGAUAAAACCGAGGAAAAUGUCAGCGAAAAAAUUCACAGACUUCAGUCAAAUUCUAGCCAGCUGACGGUAGACGAUGAACAACUUCAACUGGCUGCAGCUUAUGUCUCGGAUGCUCAGUAUAACAGAAACAUUCAGUUUGAAACUUCACCACAGGCAAUCAGAUUCUAUAAAUUGUACAACCACUGGUCUACACAGGGAGUCACUUAUUUUUUUAUCCUCGUGGAUCUUUUCCUUGCCCUGUUUGAGGAUCCUGCGGUCUAUUUGCUGCCUGUCUGGGUAACUUCGGUGGUUGAGUUUAUUUGUCUGUUAAUGUUUACGCUGCGGCUUUUCCAUUUCUCGAAAAUUACUCCCACCAAGGUGUUUUGGAGAGAUGCAAAGAACAUUUGUGUCAUUGUCAGCAUAUUGCUCACGUUGAUGGAUAUGAUUGUAUACUUGACUCUGAGAGAAACUGGAUAUUUUGCAGUCAGAUGGUCGAGAGUUUUGAGGCCUCUGUUUUGUGUAAACUUUACUGAAAGUCGUCAGCUCCGAAGAGCCUUCAGGAAUAUCCGCAAUACCCUUCCAGAGAUCACCUAUGUGUUUGUGUUGUUUAUGUUCAGUGUUGCAGUGUUUUCUCUUAUGGCUUUGAAGCUGUUUGCAAAAAGGAAACUCUCAACAGUGGAAGGAGCCCUAUAUUUUAGUAACUACCUUGACAUUUUCUUCAAUCUCUACGUGCUGGUGACAACAGCAAAUAGCCCUGAUGUGAUGAUGCCUGCCUAUGAAGUCAGCUGGGCAUAUUCAAUUUUUUUUGUCAUUUUUAUAAUCGUGAACACUUAUGUCUUCAUGUCUCUUUUCCUGGCUGUUGUAUAUAAUGACUACAAGAAGCAUUUGAAGAAUGAAGUAAGGAAACUAGUUUACAUGAAGCAUCGAAAAAUGAUAGAAGCAUUUAACCUCUUGAAGAUAACAUAUGGAACAGAGUUUGUAGUUCCGGAUUCUCGCUGGAGGCAGCUGGUGAAACUUGUGGCACCAGAGAUUCCCAGUUCUCAGAGGGAGCUACUGUGGAGAGUUUCAGAUGAUGAACAGAAGGGCUUUGUGGGAAGAGAGUCCUUCAUCCGUUUGGCAGAUCUCCUGAAUAUCCAGGUUGUUCAGAUGAAGGAGAGAACUCAUCCAUUGGAGAAAUGCCUGCCGAACAUGUACAACUCUACAGUGAGCCAGUUCAUCCAGAGAAUAGUCAAACAUCCAGGUUUCCGUUACACAUACGAUGUUAUCAUUGUUAUAAAUGCUAUUUUCAUUGGUGGCGAUGAGACCAACCCUUUAAUAUCCAAGGCAGAAUGGGUGUUUUUGACUCUCUACAUAUCUGAAAUACUGCUGAAACUCUUCGUGUAUGAACCUCGGGCGUUUUUUGCCAAAUCUCAGUUUUGGAAUUGGUUUGAUUCUCUAAUAAUUGUUGCUGCUCUGAUGGGAACGAUAGUCAAUGCUGCUCUGAAGUCAUCUGGUGGAUACAGCAGCCAACAAGUUUUGGAUAUUGUGUUCAUCCUGAGAGUACUUCGAUUAAUCCGGAUCAUUGACAGCUUCCAGAGGUUCAGGGUUCUGCUGAAUACUCUGGUAAAUCUUAUUCCUACAAUGCUAACCUAUGCAGGACUUGUUGUGGUUGUAUACUACAUAUUUGCAAUAAUUGGAAUGGAAGCAUUCAAAGGCAGAAUUCAAUUUUAUGGUGCCAACUCCAGUGAUCCUGCAGCCAAAUAUUGUGGCAAUCCAGCACUGAAGGGUUCUCAGUUUGCUGCUCUUAGAUACUGCAGGAAUAACUUCAAUAAUAUUGUUUCGGCCUUCAUUUUGCUCAUUGAAUUAACAGUGGUUAAUCAAUGGCAUGUUCUUGCAGCUGGAUUUGUGAAAGUAACUCACUUAACGGCAAGGAUCUUCUUUGUCAUCUUUCACAUAAUGGUUGUUAUUAUACUAAUAAAUAUCUUUAUAGCAUUUGUUUUGGAAGCAUUUUUUGUGGAACACUCGUUGGCCAGGAGUGCAGUAGAAACUGCUGUUGAGAAGAAAAUUCAGGAGCUUGGAAUGGGAGAUUGUGUGGACUGCCCUGCUGGAAAUCUAGUUGAAGUCAUGGAGACAAAUGAAAAUGAUCUUGGAAAUACUGAUAAUACAGACUUGAAAUCCAAACUGAGAUUUAAAAUAGCUUCAAUUAGAUACAAGACCGUUGAUGCCUUGCUGCAACACAUGUUUGAGGAGGAGCUAAAUCCAGAAGAUGAAAUACCAACUUUUGAAGAGAUUGAUAAUCUUUCACCAGAUGAUUAUGUGCCUAAACAACCCACUUUUGAUAGUAUAGCGUAACUUGCAAAAGGCUCGUGUCUUUCAAGAUGAAAAAUGUACUUUACAUCUUUGUAUUCUCUACUGAAAUUUGUGGUAUGGGACAUGAGGGAUUAUUCUGCUAUUUUUGAGCAGCAUGUACUUUAACGUUGAAGAUAAUUGUGAUUCAAAUGAAUUCUUG
Messenger RNA from Hemiscyllium ocellatum (epaulette shark), 2579 nucleotides. RefSeq names its product two pore segment channel 3 (gene tpcn3). Gene Ontology annotation, cellular component: membrane. The transcript is spliced from 19 exons. Lineage: Eukaryota; Metazoa; Chordata; Chondrichthyes; Orectolobiformes; Hemiscylliidae. Gene Ontology annotation, molecular function: monoatomic ion channel activity. Gene Ontology annotation, biological process: monoatomic ion transport; transmembrane transport. The coding region runs from base 89 to 2422 and encodes 777 amino acids. The record is from RefSeq and is a predicted model, not a curated record.